Molecule: messenger RNA, 1951 nt
Organism: Rotaria sp. Silwood1
Lineage: Eukaryota; Metazoa; Rotifera; Eurotatoria; Philodinida; Philodinidae
Source: the annotation of a GenBank genome assembly
AUGUCUCAACGAACAUCGCUUGCUGGUCUUGAUGAUUAUACUGCAGAUGGAGCAGAAAGUUUUGAUGUAUUAGAAAAUCUCGUCUCAUCAUUACCAAUUACAAAGUCCGAACAGCAACAAAUAAUAACGCAAUUACAUAAUGCCAAAAGAUAUUUAAAAAUCGGAUUUUCCUUGAAUUUAUCGUUACAGUCGAAUGUUUCUUCGCAUUGUGUCGACUUUGCUCUUUCCGAUUCUAAUCCGAAAAGCGAUUUUUAUAUUAACUGCAAUCAUCACCACAAUAAUGACUGUGAAAACUGUGAAAACUUAGUUGCAACACUCACUCAAAUAACAGAACUAAUUCGAACGUCUAGUAAUCCAAAAAAAGAUGAAUGGGAAUACGAUUGUACUGCUAGUAUUAACAAAAUUUAUGAAUGGCAGAAACACCUCGUUCGUCAUUUUGUUCAAUCAAAAUCAAAAAACGAUAUUUUGAACAAUCUUAAGCCUGACGCAGCAUUUUGGCUUAGAGAUUGGAGCAUGAAGAUAUUACCCAUGGAGUAUCGUGAGAAAGCUAGUAGUUGGUUCGGUAAAAGAGGAAUGUCACAAGAAGUUGAUGUUUUUUGGACACCAUCUGGAAAAACAACCAGUGAUGGUCAACAAAUUCUACAAAAAUAUGUUUAUGUAACGAUGCUUGAUCAAUCCAGUCAAGAUAUGCAUGCCGUGGGAGCGGUGGCUGAUCAGGUCCUGAGGCAAUUUCAUAUUGAUGCUCCGCAAGUGAAAAAUAUUUUCUUAAGAAAUGACAACGCAACAUGUUACUCAGGUGGUGCACAAAUAUAUCUUACAAAAUACAUCUGUCAACAAAACGGCUUUACAUUGAAACGUAUCGAUUUUAAUGAAGCUGGUAAAGGAAAAGAUCAAUGCGAUAGAGAAAGUGCAUGCACAAAAACACAUCGUGAUUAUUACGUAUCUUCCGGAAACAAUGUUACUACUGCUCUUCAAAUGAAACAAGCUGCUGAAUCGAAUGGAGGUGUCAAAGACACAAAAGUUGCAGUUGUCAAUAUCGACGAGAACAAAAAGUCACUAAAAUUGGUUAAAUUAAAAGACUCGACUCAAUAUCAUAGUUAUGAAUUUGGUAAUAACAAUGUACGAGCAUGGAAACAAUAUGCAACUGGCUCUGGUCGUCUUCUAAAAUUACCAACAUUCGAAGAAUUACAAUUCAAGUCAGGAUUGACAGUUAUCAGUCAGUUUCCUCCGCUUUUCUCUCAAGGAACAAAAUUGAAUCCUGCAAAACAAUCAUCUCAACAAAGAAAACCAUCAUCAAAAAAAUCGUCAGUUUUAUUCUGCUCAGAUUUACAUUGUGUUUUAACAUUUGCUGAUACCAAAGAACUUGAACAACAUAUAAAAGUCAACCAACAUGAAUAUUUCCAAGAAAAUGCUGAGGUGCAAAGUCUUCCGAUUAUAGAAAAAGCAAAGAUUUAUUUUAUUGAUCAUCUUAAAGGUGCUACCAAUAUCAUUAAUUCAACUACACAUUCUACUACAUCGUCUUCCACAUCAUCGGUAACGAAAAAGUCUCACUCUAAUUCUAUUUGGAUUGCUCGAGGUUGGGCGCAAAGAAAACGGUCAAUAAGAAUUUCGUUAUCGAUACAACAAACCAAGUUCUUAGACCAAUUGUACGAACGUGGCGAAAAAACAAAAAAGAAAGUCUCUCCAGCUGCAGCAGCAGACUUAAUGCGAACAGAAAUCGAUAAUAAGAAUAACAAACUAUUUCGUCCUCAUCAAUAUUUGAAUAAAAAACAAAUUGCAAAUUAUUUUUCGUCGAAAAAAAGAGAACCAUUUCAAUAUCCAUCAAGUGCAGUUGAUGAAGAGAAUGAUGACGAUGACGAAGAUGAAGAAGCUGCUCAACGUCAACAGCAGCAGUUAGAUGAUGAUGAACCAGUUGUGACCGCUAAAGCAUCAUACUAUCGAACAAGAACCG